Molecule: messenger RNA, 1892 nt
Organism: Hymenoscyphus albidus
Lineage: Eukaryota; Fungi; Ascomycota; Leotiomycetes; Helotiales; Helotiaceae
Source: the annotation of a GenBank genome assembly
AUGAACUUCUUCACGGUUCAGAUUUUGUUUCUACUCUCUCUCCUUGGCCUGAAUGUUGCACAGGACGAGGAUUAUUUCUGCUCCAAAACAAAGCCCUGUAAGGUUGGAUGUUGUGGACCUCUGUAAGUAAAUUCCCUCAUUCCCGCAAAAAGUAGAGACUCAUCAAUUGGUGAUACAGAACUCUUGGAGAUUUGGGCUACUGUGGAUAUGGUCCUGCUUAUUGCGGCCAAGGAUGCACAUCCUCUUGUGGUCUUAAGAGCGAGUGCGACGGUGGUAACUGGGGAGCACAAUGGUCCAACGCCUCGACUUGUCCUCUAAACGUGUGUUGCAGUAGAUUUGGAUUUUGCGGCACAGCACAAUUGUUCUGCGGUGAUAAGAAAGUCCCUACUCCUGAGUGUGGUGGAAAGUCAUCAGAUGCAAAGACAAUUGGCUAUUACGAAGGAUGGAAUUUAGAUAAGCCUUGUGGAAGUACGAACCUGCUCCCCUUUCUUUUGUUUUUCUUCUUCUUGAAAAUUGGGACUUGAAAGUGCUGAUCGAAUGCUUUUAAUAGCGAUUACACCAGCGGAUAUCCCCUUGGGAUACUGCACUCAUAUCAACUUCGCGUUCGCCUUGAUUGAUCCCAAAACCUUCCGAAUAGCUCCGAUGGACCCGAACACGGCUUCUCGUUACGACGCUGUCACAGCGCUCAAGGUUAGACAGUUUGGACUGCAAGUUUGGAUUGCUAUUGGUACAAUUCAAAGCUUUAUUUACCCCAGGAGCAGAUACUGAUUUCUGAAACCUAUAGGUGGCUGGGCAAUGAACGACCCAGGUCCAAUGCGCAAGUCGUUUUCGGAUUUAACCAAGUCUGCAGCUGCUCAAAAUGAGUUCUUCGAGUCCUUGAUCACAUUUAUGAUAAAGCAUGAUUUUGAUGGCGUGGACAUUGAUUGGGAAUAUCCAGUGGCCGACGAUAGAGGGGGUGUUCCAGAAGAUUUCGAUAACUUUCCGAUUUUUCUUGAGAGAUUGAGAAAUCGCCUCAAUAGCUCUGGAAGAAGAUUUGGGCUUUCAAUUACUUUGGUAAGUUAGUAAACCAUGAUUGGAGGGGAAAGCUAAUGUGGAUGUGCAGCCAGCAUCUUACUGGUACCUUCGCGGAUUCGACAUCAUCAAAAUUGAACCUUCUGUGGACUGGUUCAACAUAAUGACUUACGAUAUUCGUGAGUAAUUACCUACACCCACCUCACCGUAUUAAUGUUUCGUCCUACAUUCUAACCUUUGAUAGAUGGUAUCUGGGAUUCAUCAAUUAAGGACCUUGGCCCCUACGCCCGCGCACACACAAACCUUACCGAAAUCAACGCUGGCUUAGAACUUCUCUGGAGAAACAAUAUCAAUCCUGGUCGUGUUAAUCUUGGUCUUGGUUUCUACGGAAGAAGCUUUACGAUGAAAGACCCAAGCUGUAUGAGCCCUGGCUGCGGAUUCUCUGGUCCAGGCAAGGCAGGGAGAUGCACUGGUACAUCUGGCGUAUUGUCUGGACUAGAGAUUCGUGAGAUAAUCGCAAGCGGUGCUACCGUCAAAACUGACGAAGCUGCCGCCGUGAAGAUUGUAACGUGGGAUACAGAUCAAUGGGUUAGUUGGGAUGACGAGGAAACACUGAAGAAAAAAGUUGAAUAUGUGAACAAGCGGUGUCUAGGAGGGUGAGUCAAUAAUUGCGUUAGACUCGGGAGAUAUGCAUUAUACUAACCGCGCAUAGAACUAUGAUCUGGGCCAUUGAUCUAGACGAUGGUAGCUCCAUUGACGCUUUGGGCAAAGGUCUGGGUAGGCCAAAGGCAAACGUAACUGCAGAUCUUUCCGGGCUGCCGGGUUCAGAUUUGGGGACUGGGCCUUUGAACUUGACGGAUCAAAUGUUGAGAGAACUUUAA